Messenger RNA from Syngnathus acus (greater pipefish), 1356 nucleotides. RefSeq names its product sulfotransferase family 1, cytosolic sulfotransferase 6 (gene sult1st6). The transcript has 7 exons. The record is from RefSeq and is a predicted model, not a curated record. The coding region runs from base 201 to 1130 and encodes 309 amino acids. Gene Ontology annotation, molecular function: sulfotransferase activity. Gene Ontology annotation, biological process: sulfation. Gene Ontology annotation, cellular component: cytoplasm. Lineage: Eukaryota; Metazoa; Chordata; Actinopteri; Syngnathiformes; Syngnathidae.
ACGCUGUAGAGCAAGCCCCUGGGAGCUCGCAGAGGCAAAGUCCAGAUGUUAGUGGACCGGACGAAAGGGGUAGUCAUUCGAGGAAAGGGGUUCCAGGAAAAGACCCUGAUAAAUAUUUGACAGAAGAGAAGAAAGGACGUCAGACCAAACCAACAUUCUGCGAUCUUGACUGUCCAUCGGAAAACAUUUGGACUCCAGCCAUGUCAGAGGACAAAGAGUUGUCCUAUGCCGAUGCCAUCGAGGAGGCUGGCAGCGCCAUGAGUCGCUUCCCGCUCAUCCCCGUCAAAGGAAUUCCUUUAAUGAGCCACAUCGCCAACAACUUUGAUGCAAUCUCAGCUUUCUGUCCUGACGCCUCGGACCUCCUCAUCGCCACCUAUCCUAAAGCGGGGACAACUUGGACUCAGGAGAUAGUCGAUCUGCUUCUUCACAACGGUGAUGCGGAGGCCUGUAGACGAGCCCCCACGCCGGUUCGCAGUCCUUUCCUGGAGAUCUGUAGCCCACCACCCAUCCCCUCAGGUCUGGACCUGCUAAAUAAAAUGGCUCCCCCAAGAAUCAUUAAGACGCAUCUGCCAAUUCAGCUGGUUCCAACUGGGUUUUGGGAAAAAAAGUGCAAAACUAUCUACAUAGCACGCAAUGCAAAGGACAACAUGGUGAGCUACUACUACUUUGAUCACAUGAAUAAGACUCAACCUGAGCCCGGGCCUUGGGAGGGCUACAUUCACAAAUUCAUGCGUGGCGAGUUGUCAUGGGGCUCUUGGUACGAUCACGUGAAAGGCUACUGGGAGGAUCGAGAAAAGAAGAACAUCCUCUACCUCUUUUAUGAAGACAUGAAAGAGAAUCCCAGACGUGAAGUGGAACGCAUCAGGAAGUACCUGGACUUGACCCUGCCUGAUGAUGUCAUCAGCCGCAUUGUGGAGCUCACGAGUUUUAAAAACAUGAAGGAGAACCCGAUGGCAAACUACACCUGCAUUCCUAAGACUGUUUUUGACUCGUCCAUUUCUAACUUCAUGAGAAAAGGAGAAGUCGGUGACUGGAAAAAUCAUUUCACAUCUGAGCAGUCAGCAGAGUUUGAUGAGGACUACGAGAAGAAAAUGAAGCAAGUCAACAUCCCAUUCAGAACAGAGUUAUAACAAGUUUCGCAUUGUUUCAAUGGCUCAUACGGAGUUAUUUCUCAAUCGUUGCUAGUUGCAAUUGCAAUAGUCUUUUAAGAAUGAUUAAAAAAAAAAAAAUGUUAGAAUGCAAUUUGCUUGUCCCAACGUUGGUUGUACCUUAUUUACCACAAGAAAGGCACGGUUGACUAAACAAACACUUUCCCCACCCAGAGCUGAUUAAACUAAAUGAGUGAAAUUCAAACAA